UGUUAUCGAUUAUCCCUCCCGUCUCUCGUCCUUCCUCAUAACUGAUAAGAAGCAGAUGACCUCGGUCCCGCGCGCGAAACAUCUCCUCGCGCCCGUCCAGCCUGCAAUGAAGCGCACAAAACCGAGCCCGACCCAGGCGCCUCCCGCGUUCGCCUUCCCGGCCUCGCCCACGCUCUCCCAGGCCUUCCUCGCCGACCAGUAUGCUCUUCCGUACAGCUCCUACAUGGACCUCGCCCAGCUCGUCCACGAGCCUCCCCUCGUCCAGGCCUCCCGCACCGUCUACCUCGGCAACGUGCCCUCCGAGACCACUGCCGAAGAGCUCCUCUCCCACGUCCACUCCGGCCCGGUAGAGUCCGUUCGCAUGCUUCCCGAGAAAAACUGCGCUUUCGUCUCCUUCCUCGACGUCGCCUCGGCCUCCCAUUUCCACUCGGACGCUAUCCUCCGCAAGCUCUCCAUUCGCUCCCAGGACAUCAAAGUCGGCUGGGGCAAGCCCUCCGCCGUCCCCAUGAACGUCGUCCUCGCCGUCCAGCAGUCCGGCGCCAGCAGAAACGUUUAUCUCGGAAACCUGCCUGAAGAUAUCUCCGAGGACGACAUCCGCGAGGACCUCGGUCGCUUUGGUGCAAUUGACACAAUCAAGUUAGUCCGUGAGAAGCCAAUCGGCUUUGUUCAUUUCUUGUCCAUCGCUUCUGCUAUAAAAGCUGUUCAGCAGCUUCCGCAGGAGCCAAAGUGGGCCAACCGCAAAGUAUUCUACGGCAAAGAUAGAUGUGCCUAUGUCUCAAAAACUCAGCAGCAAAACGCUGCCCAAUUUCUCGGCAUUACUCCCGGUUACGAGCACCUGGUUGCCUCAGCUGACCGCGACGUAAUCUCCAACGCGCUCGCGCAACAAUCCGCUGCCGCCGCCGCCGUCGCAACCACCGCCGGCGGCAUGGCCAACCUCGGAAACCGCACCGUGUACCUGGGCUCGAUCCAUCCCGAGACCACUAUCGAGGAGAUUUGCAACGUCAUCCGUGGCGGCCUGCUCCAUCAGAUAAGAUACAUCCCCGACAAGCACAUAUGUUUUGUCACCUUUGUCGACCCCACCGCCGCCGCCCAGUUCUUUGCAAUGUCAAACGUCCAGGGCCUAAUGAUCCACUCGCGCCGGCUCAAAAUCGGCUGGGGUAAGCACUCCGGCCCACUGCCGACCGCGAUCGCGCUCGCCGUCACAGCCGGCGCUUCCCGCAACGUCUACGUCGGCAACAUCGACGAGACCUGGACCGAGGACCGGCUCCGCGCCGAUUUCUCGGAAUACGGCGAAAUCGAGCUCGUCAACACGCUCCGCGAGAAAUCCUGCGCGUUCGUGAACUUCACAAACAUCGCAAACGCAAUCAAGGCGAUCGAAGGCAUCAAGCAAAAGGAAGAGUACCGCAACUUCAAAAUCAACUUUGGCAAAGACAGAUGCGGAAACGCGCCCAGACCUCUCAACGUCGGCGGCAACCACUCAAAUCAGCACUCGCACCACCUCGCCAACGGCGCGGCCGACGACGGUCACCCGUCCCCCGCCGCCGUCGCCGUCGCCCCCGCGGUCGUCGUCGAGGAACCCCCGGUCGUCGUCACUCCCUCACCUCUAGUCGAGAUGCCGACCUCAAGCUGAACGCCCGGCUUCUCUGCACCUUUUCCCCGCCUACCUUAUCCCCCUCCCUCUCUCUCUCUCUCUUUUUCCAGUUCACAUACGCCGUCGCAGCGUGCGUUUCGCUCAGUCUUUUUCUUCCGAUAAUUUCUGCUUGCUUGCCUUGCUCAUCCUGUUUCUCGUUGUUCUUGCCGCCGGAUCGCAUCUCAAACACCAGUGUUUAUUCAUGCAUCCUCAAGCUUGUUCUCAAUAAUUUUCCUAUAGAAUCUACAUUCUUCUCAAGCGGUUGACCAUGCAUAUCCUGCCUGAUCAAUCACGUCGCAAGACUGCGCCUUGAGAGUGUAUUUACCUAGACUUUUUUUGUCCUCUUUUGUUUUCAAUUG
Myxozyma melibiosi is the source of this 1989-nucleotide messenger RNA. RefSeq lists its product as uncharacterized. Gene Ontology annotation, biological process: mRNA splicing, via spliceosome. Gene Ontology annotation, molecular function: mRNA binding. The record is from RefSeq and is a predicted model, not a curated record. NCBI's taxonomy places the organism in Eukaryota, Fungi, Ascomycota, Lipomycetes, Lipomycetales, Lipomycetaceae. Bases 56 to 1630 code for a protein of 524 amino acids. Gene Ontology annotation, cellular component: cytoplasmic stress granule. The transcript has 2 exons.